Pygocentrus nattereri (red-bellied piranha) is the source of this 1494-nucleotide messenger RNA. It is a transcript of the gene six9, whose product is annotated as SIX homeobox 9. Gene Ontology annotation, cellular component: nucleus; transcription regulator complex. Gene Ontology annotation, biological process: regulation of transcription by RNA polymerase II. Lineage: Eukaryota; Metazoa; Chordata; Actinopteri; Characiformes; Serrasalmidae. The record is from RefSeq and is a predicted model, not a curated record. Gene Ontology annotation, molecular function: DNA-binding transcription factor activity, RNA polymerase II-specific; RNA polymerase II cis-regulatory region sequence-specific DNA binding. The transcript is spliced from 4 exons. The coding region runs from base 115 to 873 and encodes 252 amino acids.
UUCUUUCAGCUGCUUAAAGACACGAGACAUCGGCAUCUUCUGCUUACAGGACAAACCAACUCGGAGGCCACUCAUCAUAUUAGAAGACCACCCCUCACCCCCACCUCUGUGACCAUGGCGAUGGUCUUUUCUGAGGACCAAGUGGCGUGUGUCUGUGAGGUUCUGCUGCAGAGUGGGUAUAUGGACCGUCUGGCUGCUUUCCUUCGUUCCUUACCCUCCAUCUCACCUUCCUCCUCCUCGUACCUGGGCCUGCAGGGCGCAGAGAGCGUGCUGAAGGCGCGCGCAGCCGUGGCGUUCCAUCAGGGCCGCUUUACGGAGCUGUACGCCCUCAUAGAGGGAAACGUUUUCUCCCCUCGCAGUCACUCUCUACUCCAGCAGCUCUGGCUCAGGGCGCAUUACUUGGAGGCAGAACUGCAGAGAGGGCGUCCUCUAGGGGCAGUGGGGAAGUACCGCGUCCGCCGCAAAUUCCCUCUGCCUCGGACCAUCUGGGACGGAGAGGAGACCAGCUACUGCUUCAAGGAGAAGUCCCGGUGUGUGUUGAGAGAGUGGUACUGCAGGAAGCCCUACCCCUCACCCCGGGAGAAACGCGAUUUGGCUGCAGCCACAGGCCUCACAGCCACUCAGGUCAGCAACUGGUUCAAAAACCGUCGCCAAAGAGACAGAGCCGCCCAGGGCCGUAAAGGGCAAAUGGAAGAUUCUGUGCCGCAGCAGUUAUUGUGCUCCACUGGAACGUCUAGAGGUGGCUUCCAUAGUUCGGACGAUGACUUUUCCCCUCCAACGAGCCCCAGAUCACUCUUCCCCUGCUCCCAGCUCUCCUCUGCCCACCCGCCGCCUCUCAGCCACCUCGGCCCUCCUCACUACUCUCCCUACUGAUGAGGUCUUGAAUGCAGACUGACCGCUCCGUUUACACUUCAACAUGUUGCUGCCGCCUGCUGGCACAGCAGAGGAAAUUCAUUACUUGUUAGUCUGAUUCUGUGGGAUGAAUUGUACAUGAGUGAGCAAGUGAGCAAUACGGUAAAACAUCAUGACACUUGAAGACAUAAUACAUAUCACAAUGUUUUUUUGAGGCUGUGAACAAGUUUGAAUGAACAAAUUGCGACAGAAAAAGGCUAUGAAAAAAUAUGAAUACAUUUUUUUUUUUUGCAAGAAAAUUUGAAAAUUGUAGAAGCCCAUUCCUGCCAGGUAGAGGAGGGAAAAAGCAGUAUAUUAACAUUUUGACUUAAAAUAAUGAAUCUGUUGAAAUAAAUAUUAUAUUCCUGAACCUUUUUACAUUGUAUCUCAAAAUAAUGACUGACUGUCAAAAACAUGACUGAUUAAACUUCAAGAAAGUAAUUAUUCUGAGAUGUCAUUAUUAUAACUCAAAAAGAUCUAGAAAACAAGUCGUUUCAACAUGACUGUCGAGACACUAAGUGAAAACUUUGAAAUACAGCUGCCAGAAACAGAAAAAAAAAUAUUGUCACUGUCAGAACCGUUCAUGUCUGUUCUUACAUAUAU